Molecule: messenger RNA, 2924 nt
Organism: Glossina fuscipes
Lineage: Eukaryota; Metazoa; Arthropoda; Insecta; Diptera; Glossinidae
Gene: pio
Exons: 10
Coding region: 270-1688 (472 amino acids)
Source: RefSeq, a predicted model, not a curated record
CUUAAGCGGCGCGUUUUCUUUUUGUGCUCAAAAAUUAAACGCGUUUUUCUAUUACCUUUUGCUGUCGUUGUGGUUGUUACUUCUUUUUAUUUUUUUUUUUAUCGAAAUGUUUUAAUCAAGAAACUUUUGGCACAUAAAUAUGAAUUAAAUUAAUUUUAGGAAAAUUUAUUUAAAAAGGAAAAAAAGGAUUUCAAAUCUCAGCUAAUGCUGAUCCGCACCAUCUAAUUUAUUUUAAUGUUAAUGUGUUAUUAUUCAACACAAAAGCAAAUAUGGGAUUUUAUACACAAUUAAUUUACAUCACCACACUGCACACACUGAUUGUAGUCAUACUAUCGACUCAUGGUGCCCAAAUACCCACAAAAGACCAUUUCACGGACUAUGAAAGUAUUCCGACGUCAACCAAGACAUCAGUUGAGCCGACAGUGAAAAUUAAAUGUUUAUCGGGCUCGAUGCUGAUAACCAUUAAAGAUCCACCAACAAAUCAUGAAACAGGUUUAUUCAGCGGGAUGAUUUAUCCAAGGGGUUUAUCGAAGAAUUCGACAUGUCUUACAGAAUACAGAGAUCAUGAUAGUCCUCUACGAUACAAACUGCCUCUGAGAAGUUGCAAUACGAUGCCCCAAGAAACGGAUGACGGUGGUAUUGAGUUUUUCAAUACAAUAGUUUUGCAGCCACAUUUAAAAUUGAUAACCGAUGCUGGUCGUGGUUACCAUGUACGAUGCUCCUACAAAAGUCGUGACGCUGCCAUGAAUGCAAAUAAAUACCAUAAUCAUCAUAAAAAAACCGAAAGCAAAUAUGCGCAGAAACCGCAAGCAUAUCGCAGUGCUGAAGCUGAUCUGACAGAUAGAAGAAAUUAUGGCAGAUCUUUGGAUAAAUAUCAAGUCAAUGGUGGUAUUCUGGAUGAAGAUGAUACCUUCAAUGAUGCCGAGGAUAGUGCUGACAGUCAAAAUGAGGAAGAAGAUGAAGGUAGUGAAAAUGAGAUACCAAUGCCUGGCUGUCACAUGAAAAUUUACAAUUCGGAGCAUAAAAUAGCUAAUGAUGUAAGAAUUGGUGAUCCUUUGACAAUUGUGGUGAAUAUUGAUAAACAAGACUUAUACGGUCUACAUGUAACCGAUUGCAUUGUACGCGAUGGAUUAGGUUGGGGUGAACAACGUCUAGUUGGAGAGGAUGGAUGUCCUAUGGAUAAUGAAAUAAUGGGUCAAUUUAAUUAUACGAACGAUCGUUUAGCAGCUAAUGUUACUUUUCCGGCUCAUAAAUUCCCUUACACUACGUCAGUAUACUAUCAGUGUAAUGUGAAAUUAUGUGAUGUAAAAGAUCCCGAAUGCCAAAUGGCACCACUGUGUGGCGGCAAAAGGCCCAAACGCCAAACUACUAAUGAUACGAGAGACGAAGAUGGUAUGCCUGCCACGAUUGAAGUAUUUUCCGGUCUGUAUGUUAACGAAAAUGUCGAAGUUAACGAAGGUGAUGAUGAUUCGGUCUUUAAAGAGAAGCAGACUCUAGAGGAUGCCUUGUGCGUUUCGCAACGCACUUUUGCCAUAGCCAUAGCUAUAGCUGGUCUUAUACUAAUGCUAGCGGUAGUAGCGGCAGUUUUAUGCAUCAUGGCCAAACGUAGCACUAAAGCUGUAUCACAUUCCGGCAGCUCGAUCUACAGCGGACCUUAUACAAAUACUGCUUUUUCGCAUAGCAGCUAAAUUAUGAAGCGUCACUGGCUCAACCGAGACGCCCAAAAACACUUGAAGUGUUUCAAAAACAAAAAAAAAGUCAAAUUAUUAGUUAGAAAAGCCUCGAGUAAGCUGUUCGUAUUGAAAAGAAGAAAGAGAUAUUAUAUGAGAAAAAUGAUGUAAUUUUUUUUUUUUUUAAAGUCGACUUUUCCUUCAAAAUGAGAGGAUCUUGAUAUUGAUUCCACUGAGUUCAACUCGGUUGUAUUUAGUUAUAAGGAAGCGUAUCGAAACGAAAAAAUUACAUUUACUAUUAGACUUAAGCUGGCCAAAGAUAUUAAAGGGUUAUAAUUUAUAUGUAUGUGUAUAUAUACAUAUAUAUAUAUGUAUAUAUAUGUAUGUAUUAAUUUAACUUAAAGUUUAUAUGCUUAACCCUCUAAUAUCGCAGAGAUUUUAAGGGUAAACCUCGAAAAGGAAAAAAAUCUCUGUUUUUAAUAUUAUAUGCAUAUAUAUAUAUAUAUAAAUUAAUUCAAUUCCUAAACAAACGGUGUGGGUUUAGUUUUUAUCUUUAUAUUUAUAUUUAUGUUUUUUUUUGUUUUUCUUCACUACAGUUGGCUACUUUUUCUUUCGAUCAAGUUACCGCGAAAGUAAUUGAAUCCUUUUGUUAUACCCAUCACCGUAGUUAAAACGUUUGCAAAACUUUGAAGAAAGUCUAAGAAACUCCUUAAGUAUAUAUAGUCUUGAUCAGCAUCAAAUUCUAAACCGAUUUAAACAUGUCCGUCUGUCUGUCUGCCAUCUAGCAAACAUUCCCCUGAUCGCAACAAUGCAGUAACAGCCUUCACAUUUUGCGUGACGAGUGAAAACCCUUGCAGACGAAUUUUUGUUGGUAUUUAGCCAAAUCCAUCCAAGGACACGAACACAGUACAACAUAGUGUGACACAUAACCUCUACUUCCAACAAUAGAAAAAGUGACAUUUUUGCUCGUUACUUAUAAACCACAACUGAUACGAGCAUAAUUUGUAUCUAUAUUGUACGGGCUGUUCUGCAGCAUCAGUGCAAAAAUGGAUAAAAGUUGGUCACGCGUACUCAAGUUUAUAAAUAACUGAAAUGUGAUUCUUUUAUUAAAAGGUUGCAAUACCCAGAAAGAGACUUCAGAGACCUUAUAAAGUCUACAUAUUAUCGAUUCGCAUCAAGUGUGCACUGUUCUAAAUAUAUUCUCCAGUCUGGCUAUCUCUCUGUUAAUGUCUGAGGUAAGUGCAAAGGAAACCC